This is a messenger RNA of Lasiodiplodia theobromae, 2868 nucleotides long. RefSeq lists its product as uncharacterized. The coding region runs from base 1 to 2868 and encodes 955 amino acids. NCBI's taxonomy places the organism in Eukaryota, Fungi, Ascomycota, Dothideomycetes, Botryosphaeriales, Botryosphaeriaceae. The transcript is spliced from 2 exons. The record is from RefSeq and is a predicted model, not a curated record.
AUGUCGUCCGGCAAAGAAUUGGAAACCCCCCACACCUUGGCGUCGCUGCCAAAGCCCAUCGAUCCCGUCAACGGCCGUACUCUCGCAUCCACCGUUUACAGCUUGAGCGCCGCCCGGAAGAGAAAGAGGUCUGAGCUUGCUGUCAGCGUCGACGGAGAUGGGAUCAGCCUUUUUGACGUCCAAGCACCACGCCUGAUUACCUCCUAUGCCCUUCCUCCCCAGUCCUCAUUCACCGCACCUCCCUUCUCCGUGUACCUAAAGGCAAACAAGCAGCGUUCGGCAAAAAGAUUCACAUACGCGGCAGUCAAGGAAAGCUCCGGCAGUUCGCGGCACCAAAUCCUUUGCUUCUCCGAAGAAAUCCACACCACGCCUACUGGAAACCCGGAUAAGACUGCUUACACCAUACCACCUUCGUCUGGCAAAGUAUUUUCGAUCGACGCACUUCCAUUGAAGCCUUCCGAUGGCGCUAGCGAGGAUACCCACGAUAUUCUUGUCCUCUUUGAGAAUGGUCAGGUUGACUGUCUCUCCGCAAAUCUCCAGACCGUGAAAUGGUCCACGAAUGUAUUGGGCGCUUCCGACAAAGCGGUCGAGUUCUCCGCAUACACAGACGCAGCUACGGCAAAGCGCGGGCUCUUCAAGAGUCGCGAAGAUGCUAUCGCGGCACUUGAUCCUACCGGCGAAGCGGAAUCUGAAACACUCUCCGCAACAACUUUAUUGUGCUUGGUUGCGCGUCCUGCUGAUGAGGAGUCGUUCCGCACCGACGGGCGCAGCUUGUACGUCUGUGCUGUUCGUCCAAAGACUACUGGCGGCAUUACCAUCAACAAGCCCACCGUUCAGAGUCUUCUCACACUCAACCUCCCUCGCUCGCAUAUCGACUCGCAAGCUGACUCUCAACCUUCUUACUCCCUUCAUGUGUCCUCCGGCCUUCUCUACCAACUUGCUUCUGGCUCCAUCGUCACUUAUGACUUUUCCACCACUGUACCUCAGCUCAAGUCUGAGUUGACUGUGCCUGGUACACCUCUCCAAAACUUUGUCCGCGUUUCAUCGUCCCUUCUCAUGGCCGCGUCACCGAUAUCUUGCGCCCUCUAUGACGUCAAGUAUAACUCUGUGCAAGCCAUCCUACCUCUUGGCUCCGAGAAGAACGAAGAAUCUCAAAGCCGGAAGCGAAAGCAGCCCGUACUUGUGGACGCGCAAUCCCCCUUGGUCCUCCUGCAUUACGUAGCCGAGCUCGGUCUUGUGGUUGGCUUGGCAAACGACGAGCUCAUUGGGCUUCAAGUCGGCGCAGAGGUUUCUUCAAAGAGAAGCAAGGUUCGGGGCGGUCUUUUGAUUGACGCUAUUGGCAAGGGUGUUGGACGCAAGCCCGCAAACCUGGACGCGCCUUCGACAGGUUCUCAUCCGCUUGGAGUGUGCCUUCUUAAUCCUGCCGAUACUUCGAGUAAAGCAUGGCAUCGUACGCGCAAGCAGCUGGACGAGUUCAUCACGGACGAGGAUGUGAAGAAUUUUGAGGAGACUUUUGCACAAGAAGUUGGCAUUCAGCUUAGAGGAAAGAGCGCAGAAGAAGAGCAGACCAACGGAACUAAGGACGUCGAAAUGGCCGAUGGAUCUAAGGUCGAAGAACCGAAGAUGAACGGAGUUGAUGAGGAUGAUGACCAAGCUCUCCCGGAGUGGGAUUUCCCCGACACUCCGUGGGAUAUCAACUUACAGACGAAACGUCACAAGGCUGUCUACCUCUUGAGCAAGGUCUUUGACUUCUCAUCAGCUAAGAGAGAGAUAAUAGCACACGACCUACCGAACACGCCCUUGAGGAUACGAUUUUUCCCGCCAAAUGCGUUCCAAUGGCUCAUCUGGACUGGUUUCCUUACGACUGACAUGAUCAGGCAAGCUAUGCGUCAAGAGUCCACUGGCCUGCAAACUAUUUCCCCUGCGGAUGUCAUUGCGUCCAUCCUCAACUUCGACCCCGGAAUGCAGCUACUUUGCGAUGUUCUGAGGGGCCAUCCUGGCCUUGACGUUGACCUUGUCGUUCAGGCGAUCAAGGCUUUGGUGAAGAGUCUUGAGACAGAGUCUUUCCCUGAGAUAAAAGGACAGCUCACCAACCGCCCCGAGCAGAGUGAGAGCCGGGAUGAAGAGUCGGCAGACAAAGAAUUCGAUGCCGAAGCCGAUGCGGCAGCAUGGGCACUCGCCCGAGCCGAGUCAUUCGUGGACUCUGGAAUCCUCAUCCGCAGUCACUCCCUGCUGGAGGCAUUGACGAAGCUCCACACCUUCCCCGCUCCCCUUGUCUCACAGACUCUCCGCAAAUCCCUCACACAUAAGGAGAUCAUCUUCCUCAUCAACAUUCUCCGCCUAGAGCUCCACGAGGGUGGUUGGAUCAACACGUACUUGCAAGACGGCCCGCACGAUUCCGCCGAGUUUGGCGAUCCCUCCGACCGUGCCAUCGCCAUCAUCGCCGACCUGCUUGGCUGUGCUCUAGAUGCUAUUGGCGCCGCCGGCUGGCUCACCUCCGGGAAUGACGCCAAGGCUGACACCAUCCAGGCGCUACGCAUGGAGGUCUCUGCUGCACUUGAAGGUAUCCACGAAGCCGCAUUCAUGAAGGGCCUGCUGAACGACUUCCUGCGCUUCGGCUGGAAGCGGAAGACCGUGCAGCAUGGUCCUAGCGACAAGCGGGUGAAGGAGAAGGGCAAGCCGCUCACGCUUCAGCAGGCAGACGCCGCCGAGACGAGGAUCUUGCCGCUGGGUUUCAAGGUGGAAGGCAGGGUUCAGGACUCGAAGGUGGGCUUGAACGGAGAAGUGAAGCCGUUGACGAAGAGAGAAAUUGGUCACAAGAUUAGCAUGCGGGUGGGCAAGUAUAGCUUUGAGAGGAUUGAUGUGUAG